This is a messenger RNA of Neolamprologus brichardi, 2579 nucleotides long. NCBI's taxonomy places the organism in Eukaryota, Metazoa, Chordata, Actinopteri, Cichliformes, Cichlidae. The record is from RefSeq and is a predicted model, not a curated record.
CACGUGACCUCUAACCUUCGGUUUCACGUGGUUGAAUCGAGGAGGAUAGAAACGCGUGGAGCGACCGGAGAGGAGCGAUGAAGAAAGCGGCGGGGAAAAGAGCGUUGAAGAGGAGUAAAGAAGAGGAAGAGGAGCAGAACCAGAUCUUCAACUUUAACAGGAAACCUGCUGAUGAAGAUAAGGAUGAUGAUUUAUCAGAUAGCGAGGACAGUGUCUACUCAGGACUGGAGGAUUCUGGGAGUGACUCUGAGGAGGAAGAGGGAUCUGAUGACGAUGAGAAAGAGGGAUCUGAUGACAAUGAGGAAGAGGGAUCUGAUGACGAUGAGAAAGGGGGAUCUGAUGACGAUGAGAAAGAGGGAUCUGAUGACGACAAGGUAAAGUGUAAGCAGAUGAAGGAAAAGAAAGAGGGAGAAGGGAGUGAAGAAAAGAAGAAAGAUGAGUAUGAACACGAUUCUUCAGAUGAAGAGGAUAUCAGGAACACAGUGGGGAACAUUCCUAUGGAGUGGUACAAAGAUUUCCCUCACGUUGGGUACAAUCUGGAUGGGAAAAAAAUCUACAAGCCAAUAAGGAACAAGGAUGAGCUUGAUGACUUCUUGGAUAAGAUGGAGAACCCGGAGUACUGGAGAACGGUGCAUGACAAGCAGACAGGAAGUGACGUCGUGCUGUCCGAUGAUCAGGUGGAGCUGGUGAACCGUCUGCAGAGAGGACAGUUUGGAGAUGUCAACUUCAAUGAGUACGAGCCAAUGGCAGAAUUCUUCAGCAGCGACGUGAUGAUUCAUCCCGUCACCAACAGACCUGCAGACAAACGCAGCUUUAUCCCCUCGCUCACAGAGAAGGAGAAGGUGUCCAAACUGGUCCAUGCCAUAAAAAUGGGUUGGAUCAAACCCAGGCGGGUAGAGGAUGAUGGCAGGGGGCGGUAUUACGACUUGUGGACCAGCGAGGACUCUUCCAUUCUGGCCAGACAUAGGAUGCACCUGCCCGCCCCCAAAAUCCCUUUACCUGGUCACCAUGAGUCCUACAACCCACCGCCCGAGUAUCUGUUUACUGACGAGGAGCGAGCACUGUGGGAGCAACAGGAUCCAGUAGACAGAAAGUUGCCGUUUGUUCCAAGGAAGUACUCGAGCCUCCGUCAGGUUCCAGCAUUUUCUCAUUUCAUCCACGAGAGGUUCGAGCGCUGCCUCGACCUUUAUCUGUGCCCACGACAGAGGAAGAUGAGGGUGAAUGUGAAUCCAGAGGAUCUGAUUCCCCAACUUCCCAAACCAAAGGACCUUCAGCCAUUUCCCACCACACAGUCGCUGGUCUAUCGAGGUCACAGCGGUCUGGUUCGCUCUAUCAGUGUGUCUCCAUCGGGACAGUGGCUUGCAUCAGGUAACCUCAGCUUGUCCCACUCACACAUCAAUAGAAACUGUUGUUUAAAUACUCUAGAAACAAGCAGGAUUUUAAACUCAUCCCUCCCCUCCCACUGAUGUGAUCCUGUCCCUCUGUUUCUCUCUGGUUUCAGGGACUCUGUGGUCUUGAUCCUGUCUCCCUCUCUGGCAGAUAAACAGGUCACCUUGUCGUCAGAACGACUCCUCAGUGCCCAGCAGGAGGGGGAGGAGCCAGCAGAAGGAAAUGGGUCUGUUGUCUGGAGCGAGGCUGAGGGGGAAGAGCUAAACCAGGGGCUCCGCCUCAAAAUCCAACACCCCAAAGCUGUUCACCAGGUGGUGUGGCAUGCUAAAGGAGACUACCUAGCAUCAGUGAUGCCAGAUAACACAAGCCACCUGCAGGUGUAUAUCCACCAGCUGAGCCGGAGGCGGAGUCAGAACCCCUUCAGCAAGAACAAAGGCCUGGUCCAGUGCGUAUCCUUCCACCCAAUCAGGCCCUAUUUCUUUGUGGCCACACAGCGCUCGAUCCGCAUCUACAACCUCGUCAAACAAGAAAUGACUAAAAAACUCCAAACCAACUCCAAGUGGAUCUCCAGCAUGGCUGUCCAUCCAGGAGGUGAUCAUGUGAUCUGUGGGAGUUAUGACUGUAAGCUGAGCUGGUUUGACCUCGAUCUGUCAACUAAACCCUACAAGAUGCUCCGACACCAUAAGAAAGCAGUGAGGGGUGUGGCCUAUCACAGACUGUACCCGCUGUUUGCCUCGGCGUCUGAUGAUGGCUCAGUGAUAGUCUGUCACGGGACUGUUUACAAUGACCUUUUGCAGAAUCCACUCAUCGUCCCAGUGAAAGUCCUCAGAGGUCAUGUGAUGACUCAUGAUCUUGGUGUUCUGGAUGUGACCUUUCACCCCACGCAACCCUGGGUCUUCUCCUCUGGCGCUGAUGCUACUAUCCGCCUCUUCACAUAGCAACAUGCUUAGCAACCACAGAUGCCGUUUUUCUAAUGUUUUUACUUUCAGACACAAUGUCUUAACAUGUGACACCAUGAGUCCUUGCCUCACUGGUCUCCUUGCUGUGAUGUCAGUUCCUUUUUGAAUAAACUGAACUGUUUUUGAGUGUAUGUGUGUAUGCUGUCAGUCUGGUGAAAGGAGCUGAUAUUGAUCAGCAGUCAUCAUCAACAUCCCUUUCCUGUCUAGGGCCAUUAAAGGUGAAUAAAAACA